Molecule: messenger RNA, 4354 nt
Organism: Myxocyprinus asiaticus (Chinese sucker)
Lineage: Eukaryota; Metazoa; Chordata; Actinopteri; Cypriniformes; Catostomidae
Product: protein FAM222B-like
Exons: 6
Coding region: 502-2286 (594 amino acids)
Source: RefSeq, a predicted model, not a curated record
UUAAAAUGUGGCCACCCACUGCAUCUCCUCAAAGCCUUCAGCUGCUCUCUGCUCAGUCUGUUUUUACUCUCCUGAGACUCCUCUUCUGCACUCUCACAACUCAGUUCUUCGCUGUGUCUGCUGUGGGGUUUGGCUGCUAAUCUUCGGAGCUUGGCAGCCCUUGGUCCCCAUCCACUUUCAUUGCAAGGAAGAGAGCGGCUCAGACAACCUGCUAAACAUCUCCUUUUGUGUUCCAUUGAAGAAAUUAAGUAAUGAGGCUUCAUUUACUAAAUGACGCAGACCACUCCAAGCAGGCAAAACACUUCAAUAAACGUUCAGUUUUGUGUUUACCAGUGAGGAUAAGGUGGGAUCAGUCAUAAGGGAACUGCCGAACAUGUGUGAGGAGGAGUGUGUGGCCCAUGUUGCUCUAGGAGUGUGUGUGUGUGUAUGUGUGAGUGUGUGUGUGAGAGUGUGUGAGUGCGUGCGUGUGUGUGUGUGUGUGUGUGUGUGUGUGUGUGUGAGAUGCUGGCCUGUCUGCCAGGGCCAGGUGAUCUCUCACUUCAACUCCACCCCCACUCGCAGAUGAACACUGGACUUCAGAAAUGGGACACUACACAAAGGAUGAGAUCUGCUCAGUAUCCAACCCCUGCAGAAUUGGAUGCUUAUGCUAAAAAGGUUGCCAACAAUCCUCUCACCAUCAAGAUCUUCCCCAACAGCGUAAAGGUCCCUCAGAGAAACCACGUUCGUCGAACUGUCAACGGACUGGACACCACUGGCCCUCGAUACAGUCCCUACCCCUCCUCUCAGGCCACCACCAAGACCGGUCUUCUUGCCAUCGUAAAAGUGCCCCUUGUCAAGGGUGUCCUCAAAGACUUUGACGGCACACGGGCACGACUACACCAGGAGGUGAUCAUGAAUUCCACUGGCGGUCCUUAUGCACCCACCUCAGCCAGCACUUUAAACUUGCACCACCCACGGCAGGGUCCUCUCGGAGCAUCGCAGAACCCACAGGGGCUUCCUCCACACCCUCAGAAUCUCCAGACUUUGCAGCCACCUGGGCCUCCACACCAAGGACUCAGACACCCACCCUCCUCCUCAAUGCCACAGCAACCCCAGGGCCUUCCAAGGUCCCAGACUCUUUCCUAUGGCGCUUCUUUAGGCCACCCUAGCUCCCACCCCCCUUCAGCCAUCCUGCUUCCUCAGCAGCACCUACAGAACCCACCACUAGACCUUCAGGUGGGUACUAGGAAACUGCCAAUUGCAGACGCCCCUCCUAAUGUGACUGUUUCUACCUCAACCAUUCCAUUGUCCAUGGCCGGAGACCUCCAUCAGGGCCGUCAGGCUGAUAUAAACAGCAUAGUGCACCAGAUCAGCCAGUUCUGCCAAGCUAGGGCUCAGGGUGUUAGUGCUACAUCAAUGUGUGAAGGGCAGAUCGCUAACCCCAGUCCCAUUAGCCGAAGUCUACUCAUCAAUGCUAGUUCACGAGUCUUGGUGCAUGGGGGCAACCCAAGUGCACCCCCUACCAGUCUCAUGCACUCAUCCUGUGCUAUUGGACAUCCGGAUAAUGUGGCUGCUUCUGCACCGGUAAGUGCAAUGCCACCGCAUAACAUGGCCACAAUGAACCGCAUGUAUCACAAUGAUAUGAAGCAACAGCAUCUACAACAUCAAAGUCAUCAACAGCAGCGAAAUCCCCAACAGCCACAGAUGAGGUCAUGGAAUCAGCAUCAGCUAGCUCACCUUCAGCACAUAUCUGAAAGGGGCGGACACCCCUGCAAAGCCCCACUUCGGGACCCUUGCCUCCCCUGUAAGGGCAUUAACAAUCCCCCAGAGAUGAGCAUGGGGCAGCCUUAUGCCAUGAAGCCCUCUAGCCCCUCCCCUCCACUUGCCAACAACAACAAUGCAGUGCCCCCAGGUGCUGUGACGCACUACACCAAUGGGCAGUACUACCACCAGCCACCAGUUUGGAGUAGUAUCCUUCCCACACCCAACAGCGACAGUUCCAGCUCACAGGACCUCCCAGUGCCCUUCCACGGCACUGCAGGCACUGGCACGGGCAAUACCAACCCCACCCCAGGGAUGGACUGCGCCCCCACAGGAGGAGCGGCCCAUUACCGAUUAGUAGGGGGAGCCUUAAUAGGGCAGACUAAUCUGAUGCAAAUGGCAGAUUGCAUGGGAGGGGACUUCCAGACGCCCUGCUUCCGAGAUCAGAAUCUCAUCCUGAUGGGGAAGAUGCACAGGCCACCCCCUAUGGGCCGGGUAGUGGUCCCCCCCUCUGAAACGCAAGGCCAGCACCCAGGAAAACACUAACUGAUUCCCGAAGAUGAGGUGCACCUAAUCUACUGCAGAAUCUCAGGAGUUCAGAAUCUCAGAAGACAACGGCCCUUAAAGGAAUAGUGAAAAUUCUGUCAUCAUUUACUCAUAUCCUUCUGUGGAACAAAAACAAUUGAGACUUUAAAGAUUGUUGCAAUAGCAGUUUAUAGUGACUUUCUUUAAAGCUUAAAAGUGUAAAUACUAAUAGUUAUUAAAAUUGUAAAACCAAAAACGUUUGUACUUUUUUUUCUUUUUUUUUUUCGUGAAUUUCUCCCCUUUUCUCCCCAAUUUGGAAUGCCCAAUUCCCAAUGUGCUUUAAGUCCUCGUGGUGGCAUAUAGUGACUCGAAUCUCAGUUGCCUGCCUGAGACCGUCACUCCGCACAUUUUAUCACGUGGCUUGUUGAACGCAUUACCGCGGCGUGUGUGGAGACUUCACGCUAUUCUCCGCAGCAUCACCGCACAACUCCCCACAUGCCCCACUGAGAGCGAGAACCACAUUAUAGCGACCACCAGGAGGUUACCCCAUGUGACUCUACCCUCCCUAGCAACCGGGCCAAUUUGGUUGCUUAGGAGUCCUGGCUGGAGUCACUCAGCAUGCCCUGGAUUCGAACUCACGACUCCAGGGGUGGUAGUCGGCGUCUUUACUCGCUGAACUACCCAGGCCCCCAAAGUCUUUACUAUUCUUACUAGUUUUAAUUAAUUUACCCUUACUGUCUAAACCCUAAAGUUGUCAUUAAUAAAAUUAUUUAAGUGGUCCUAAUCAAACAGUAAUUGAAAUGUCAUAUUUUGGAAUCAUAACUCAAAUAUAUACAUUCUUUAAACUUUGGCUCCAAGUACAGCGAACUCAAAAUUAUCAAGUACAAAAUUGCAGCUGUAUGGAAUACCCAUAAGCCCUUGCGCUUCAAUAAAUGAUGUAUGUUUUGGUCAAAACAAAGGAAAUCAUGUUGAAAACUAAUAACUGUUAUUUAAAAAUGUAUAUGGUUUUAAUUCUUAUGACUAUUGUUCUUGUUUUUUUGUAGAUGGUUGAUAGUUGUGAUUUGUGUGAAGUCACCAUGAGGGUGAUCAGUGUUACCUCUGGUGAACUUGGAGCUUGUUAAGUUGAAGCCAUUCUUCUUUACUCAGUUGUGCUUUACAAACGUGCAGAUUUAUGUGUAUUAAGAAGUACUGAGGAGAAUCUAAUGUGCCAUAUGGCUAACUGAGAUUCCAGUCAUAAUUUCCCUUAUACCGUAUAAGAUGUGCUGUAACUCAAUUUAAAUAAUUAAAUAAAAACAAUGAUACUUUAAACACAGAUUGUUAAGUUUACUUAUAACUCAUUUAUGUGAUUUUAAAAAAUUAAGUUCCAUUUACUUCAUCCAAAUAAGUAUAUUUAAACAAACCAAUUGCCUUAAAAAAAUCUAAGAAAGGGCAACUAAUUAGAUUUUACAGUAUGCAACUCAUAGUUCAAGUCUUCUGAAGGCAUAUAAUCACUUUGUACAAUGAACAGACUAAAAUUUGGGAAAAGAAUGUCAUUAUUCACUCUCAAAUCAAAUCAGUCAUUGUAAACUGAAAACAGAGCAGAAUUCCAAUAUGGCAUCAAUAACAUCAAACCCCAUUGGUUCUUGUGUCAUGACGUUUGGUCAAAAGGCACGCAAGAACCAAUGAGGCCUUCAGAAUAUUUGGAAUAUGACGAACGAGUCGCACUUACUACUUCAAGCUUUAAUGUAAGCCACUAACAACUGCUAUUGAUUGAUUUAUUUUUUAUCUGUAUCCUUUUUGUGUUCAACAGAAAAAAAAAAUUAAUCUCAUGGGUUUGGAACUAUAUGAGGGUGAGUAAAUAAUAACAGAAUUUUCAUUUUGUUAUUAUUUACAAUUAUAUAAAAAUAAUUUUCAAUUAUUAUUUGUUCUCAAAUAUUUAGCUUACAGAAAAUAGAUUUCUUAUGGUUUUAAUUUAAAUAAGAGAUUUAUUCCAUUUGUUACUUUUUUCUCUUUUUUUUUUUUUAAGAUUUGAGGGUUAGUCUCCUCUGGUCUGUAAACACAGACUGAACAUUUUAGUCAGUGUUCUAUUUGUGGGCGAAGUUAAACAUUA